AUUUUUUAAGGCGAAUAGAAGACGAAAGUGAGACGACAAUCGUUGAAAACAGACGAAAGGUUAUUAGUGAUCGUUAAGAUGGAGGGUUCUGCCAGGAAAACGCUGAAAAAAACUACAACCACUCAAUUUGAAGUACUGGUAAAAGAAAUGGAGAGAAAUCCUGACCUGGCCAGAGGUGUUGCAGUGUUUGGAUCUGAUCGAGGAAGGGUAGAGGAGCGGUGGGAGGAAAUUAUGGGGAAAAUUAAUUCUCAUGGUCCUCCUACAAGAACGGCCGUCGAAUGGAAGAAAAUAUGGGCUGACUUGAAAAGCCGGACAAAAAAGAAGAUUGCCGAAAACAAACGAAGCCUUACUGCUACCGGUGGUGGCCCAUUCCGUCACUCUCCGCUUUCCGAAAUUGAGCAGGCCAUAGACAGCCUGGUUUUUAUUUCGAGGUCAGCAGCCCCGAGCGGCAGAUUUUUCGGCAUUCCUUCGACGGCGACCUCUAACAUGUCAAGACAUUCGUCGUUGGAGGAAAUGCGUCCUUUACUUGUGACUGAAUCGCCAAAACUUGACCAACGAAGGCAACAAACAACCACCCUUCAAUCUCCUAUAAGGCACAACCAACCACCACCAGUGGGAGUAGUGACUCCCACUACAUAGACAACCCGUCCUACA
Rhagoletis pomonella (apple maggot) is the source of this 654-nucleotide messenger RNA. RefSeq lists its product as uncharacterized. The record is from RefSeq and is a predicted model, not a curated record. NCBI's taxonomy places the organism in Eukaryota, Metazoa, Arthropoda, Insecta, Diptera, Tephritidae. The transcript has 3 exons. Bases 79 to 639 code for a protein of 186 amino acids. Gene Ontology annotation, cellular component: nucleus.